Molecule: messenger RNA, 4375 nt
Organism: Synchiropus splendidus (mandarinfish)
Lineage: Eukaryota; Metazoa; Chordata; Actinopteri; Syngnathiformes; Callionymidae
Gene: caska
Product: calcium/calmodulin-dependent serine protein kinase a
Exons: 30
Coding region: 626-3523 (965 amino acids)
Biological process (GO): regulation of neurotransmitter secretion; protein phosphorylation
Cellular component (GO): cell-cell junction; basolateral plasma membrane; plasma membrane
Molecular function (GO): signaling receptor binding; protein kinase activity; ATP binding
Source: RefSeq, a predicted model, not a curated record
UUUCUGGAAGCGCCGUGGAGCCGAAUGUCCGGGCGAGGAAACACUCAGCGACGGCGGGGGAGAGUAGCGUAGCUCCUGUAGGAACCGACAGAGAGCGGGGCUCCUGGUUGACGUCUCGAUCACGGUUCCACCGCAGGGAGACGGCGCGUGACUGCUUGUACUCGCCGAGAGUCCGAUUGUUUUCGGCUGGUCCGCGAUGUGCAGAUCACCUGGUUGCACUGGAGCCUGACGCCUGCUGGGUCCGUCUCACUCCCGAGGAACUGAGCACACGACCCGGAGCAGAAUAGCAGCCCUCGGCGCCGCCGACCUGUGCUAUUCAGCGGUCGUUUGGCUCCCGAGUGCGACACGGGAGCACUUGCGAAGGUGCGGCCGAAGAAGUGGACUCUGGAACUGGAUUACUGAACCGACGGAGACCCGCGAGGCAGCGGCGGAGCAGCGGUUUUUUUUUGGGGGGGGGGUACCGGGGGUGUUCCAAAGCGCCUGGGAUUAGGAGGCUGUCACCUGGAACUAUUCACCGAGUUCACCGGCGAUUCAAGUGCAUUUUUGUCCGCAUUAAGGAGAAUACCACGAUCAGGUUUGGGUCGCACAUUUUGGGGGAUAAUUCCCCGAGAAUUGGGGUCGGACCAUGGCGGACGACGACAUUCUCUUUGAAGAUGUUUAUGAGCUCUGUGAGAUCAUUGGCAAGGGUCCGUUCAGCGUGGUGAGAAGAUGCAUCAACAGAGAGACAGGGCAGCAGUUUGCUGUCAAGAUAGUGGACGUGGCCCAGUUCACCUCCAGUCCCGGGCUCAGCACAGAAGAUCUGAAGAGGGAAGCCAGCAUCUGCCACAUGCUGAAGCAUCCUCACAUCGUGGAGCUGCUGGAGACGUACAGCUCUGACGGGAUGCUCUACAUGGUCUUUGAAUUCAUGGACGGAGCAGACUUGUGUUUUGAGAUCGUGAAGCGAGCAGAUGCUGGAUUCGUCUACAGUGAAGCUGUCGCCAGUCACUACAUGAGGCAGAUCCUGGAGGCGCUACGUUAUUGCCACGACAACAACGUCAUACACAGAGACGUAAAGCCUCACUGUGUGCUGCUGGCAUCCAAAGAAAACUCCGCUCCAGUCAAGUUGGGAGGCUUUGGAGUCGCGAUCCAGCUCGGGGAGUCCGGACUGGUGGCAGGAGGUCGUGUCGGGACGCCACACUUCAUGGCUCCUGAAGUGGUGAAGAGAGAACCGUACGGUAAACCCGUGGACGUGUGGGGCUGCGGCGUCAUCCUCUUCAUCCUCCUCUCAGGCUGUCUGCCUUUCUACGGCACCAAAGAGCGACUGUUUGAAGCCAUCUGCAAGGGCAAAUACAAGUUAAAUCCCCGUCAGUGGGCCCAGAUCUCUGAGAGUGCGAAGGACCUGGUGAGGCGCAUGUUGAUGCUGGACCCUGCGGAGCGGAUCACCGUCUACGAGGCGCUUAACCACCCUUGGCUGAAGGAGAGGGACCGCUAUGCCUACAAGAUCCACCUGCCAGAGACGGUGGAGCAGCUGAGGAAGUUCAACGCCAGGCGGAAGCUCAAGGGCGCAGUACUGGCUGCAGUGUCAAGCCACAAGUUUAAUUCCUUCUAUGGAGACCCUCCUGAGGAAGUUCACGACUUCUCGGACGAUCCCACCUCCUCAGGGCUUCUAGCAGCAGAACGAGCGGUGUCUCAGGUGUUGGACAGUCUUGAGGAGAUUCACGCUCUGACUGACUGCAGUGAGAAGGAUCUGGACUUCCUACACAGUGUUUUCCAGGACCAGCAUCUACACACGCUCCUCGAUCUCUACGACAAGAUCAACACCAAGUCGUCUCCACAGAUCCGCAACGCUCCCAGUGAUGCUGUGCAGCGAGCCAAAGAGCGUCCCUUCCAAGAAGAUGCCGGUGACGCUUUGAAACACCUGGAAUAUGUCCUGGAGGAGAUUUCCUGCUACUCAGAGAACCACGAAGCUAAAGAACUCAGGAGGAUACUGACCCAACCACAUUUCAUGGCGCUGCUGCAGGCCCACGACGUGGUGGCUCACGAGGUUUACAGCGACGAGGCCCUGAGAGUGACCCCUCCUCCCACGUCGCCCUACCUGAACGGAGACUCGCCGGAAAGCACCAACGGAGACAUGGACCUGGAGAACGUCACCCGGGUCCGCCUGGUUCAGUUCCAGAAGAAUACGGACGAGCCAAUGGGCAUCACGCUGAAGAUGAACGACUCCAACCACUGCAUCGUGGCGCGGAUCAUGCACGGCGGCAUGAUCCACAGACAGGGAACGCUGCACGUGGGAGAUGAAAUCCGGGAGAUCAACGGCAUCAGCGUGGCCAACCAGACCGUGGAGCAGCUGCAGAAGAUGCUGAGAGAGAUGAGAGGGAGCAUCACCUUUAAGAUAGUGCCAAGUUACAGAUCACAGGGCUCCUCGUGUGAGAGAGAAUCCCCCAACACCUCCAGGCAGUCCCCUGCCAAUGGGCACUCCAGCAUUAACAGUUCUAUCUUGGACCUGCCGUCCACCAUCCAGCCCAAAGGCAGACAGAUUGAGUCCAGACCUCCAAUCAAGGAUAAAAUGUCAGUGAAGAUCUACGUGAGGGCUCAGUUCGAGUACGACCCAUCCAAAGACGAGCUCAUCCCCUGCAAGGAGGCCGGGAUCCGCUUCCGCGUGGGCGACAUCAUCCAGAUCAUCUCCAAGGACGACCACAACUGGUGGCAAGGCAAGCUGGAGAACACCAAGAACGCCACGGCGGGACUCAUCCCUUCACCCGAGCUGCAGGAGUGGAGGGUGGCGUGCAUCGCCAUGGAGAAGACCAAGCAGGAGCAACAAGCCAGCUGCACCUGGUUUGGCAAGAAGAAGAAGCAGUAUAAAGACAAGUAUUUGGCCAAGCACAACGCAGUGUUCGACCAACUAGAUCUGGUCACGUAUGAAGAGGUGGUGAAGCUUCCGGCCUUCAAGAGGAAAACACUGGUUCUGUUGGGUGCUCACGGCGUGGGCAGGAGACACAUCAAGAACACCCUGAUCACCAAACACCCGGACAGAUUCGCCUACCCCAUCCCACACACCACCAGGCCUCCCAAGAAGGAUGAGGAGAACGGGAAGAACUACUACUUUGUCUCCCACGACCAGAUGAUGCAGGACAUCAGCAACAACGAGUACCUGGAGUACGGCAGCCACGAAGACGCCAUGUACGGGACCAGACUGGAGACCAUCCGCAAGAUCCACCAGCAGGGCCUGGUGUCCAUCCUGGACGUGGAGCCUCAGGCGCUGAAGGUGCUGCGGACGGCAGAGUACGCCCCCUAUGUAGUAUUUAUCGCCGCUCCCACAAUCACGCCAGGCAUCGACGAGACACCCCGAUGGUGUCGAACGCUGCCAGACGAGUCUCUACAGCGGCUGCAGAAGGAGUCGGAGAUCCUGCAGAAGACCUACGCCCACUACUUCGACCAGACCAUCAUCAACAAUGAAAUCGAUGAAACCAUCCGGCAUCUGGAGGAGGCCAUGGACCUGGUCUGCUCCACCAGCCAGUGGGUGCCGGUCUCGUGGGUCUACUGAGGACUCUCACCGCCCGUUUCCUCCCUCGCUCCACUCCUCUCCCUCCGUCGGUGACGCGGACUAAGAUUUGAAUCAGGUGGAACUCAACCGCAACAUUCCCCCUCAGCAGCCAGUGGGACUUGUGCUCUCUCAGACAACCUAGUCAUAGUGUUGUUGUAUUAAAAAACAAAAAAAAAGAUGAAAACUGAAUAUUGUCAUGUCUGUGCUAGCUCGCUAGGAGGCGACAUUUUCGUAGAUGUUUGAUUUAAAGAGACAGUACAGUCCAUUCAUCUGUGUCGUAAGGAACGUAAGCACACGGACGCUCUGCGGAGAUCAUGACAUCCCUCCUUAUUUAUUCAUCUCUUCUCUCCCCCCAACUGGUUUGCACCCUCUCAUCUCGGCGGGAACCGUCCGGGGACGGCGUGUUUCUUUAGAUGAAAAAUUGAGGUGAUCGUGCAUGUGGACCUUUGCAAGCUUCCACGCUGUCAGUCCGUCAGUGUUCCUCGUGUCGCGCCGAAAACAGUGAAAUAAUUCCCAUAAAGGAGUCGAGACAACAACAGGGACACCUAUGCACAUCCCUCACAUUUCGGGUGACAUUUCUAAUCGACAGAUUUGUACAAGAUCAACGUGUAGUGAGAUGUGUUUGUAAAAACAUAAAUAAAAGUCUUGAUUUUUUUUUUUCUUUUUUUAUUCGCUUUGGUGUUUUAUGUCCGGAAGAGAUUUUCAAACUGAGUCGUCUCACGCCAACCUCUGCCCGUAUCGGUUUUACUGACUGUCAAGAUAAGAAAAAAAUUGCAUUGUUAAAUUGGUUGUGUCAAGAUAAAAAAAAAAUAAUAAUAAAGUCACGAUAGCUAAAAUGAAUUAUCGUGAGAA